Molecule: messenger RNA, 708 nt
Organism: Acanthopagrus latus (yellowfin seabream)
Lineage: Eukaryota; Metazoa; Chordata; Actinopteri; Spariformes; Sparidae
Product: cocaine- and amphetamine-regulated transcript protein-like
Exons: 3
Coding region: 5-328 (107 amino acids)
Biological process (GO): cellular response to starvation; G protein-coupled receptor signaling pathway; negative regulation of appetite
Molecular function (GO): neuropeptide hormone activity
Source: RefSeq, a predicted model, not a curated record
CACCAUGGUCAGUGCCAGAGCUCUCCUCCUCGUGGUUACCUACUGCUGUGCCUACCUGUGGCUCGCCCGAGCAGAGGACUUGUCGCUGGAGACGCGCUCGUUGGAUUUCCCCCAGAAAAACCAGCAGGAGAAAGACCUGAUUGACGCGUUGCAAGAAGUUUUGGAGAAGCUGAGGAGCAAAGAGAUGCCCUUAGAGAAGAAGCUUGGCUGGCUGCCUUCGUGUGAUGCAGGGGAGCCGUGCGCCGUGCGUAAAGGCGCACGUAUCGGCACGCUGUGCAGCUGUCCACGAGGAACGUCCUGUAACUUCUACGUUCUUAAGUGUUUGUGAUGGUGAAGAGAGGAUAAAGAUGGAAAAACACAAGAAAGAGUUGUUGUCAUUGUCUGCGAGACAAAUGGAAACACAAUGUAACAUGAUGUGAUUAAUAAAUGACACUUUUCUUUAUAAACUUGGGCUGGGAAAUGUUAGAACAUUGAUUUUUUGAUUAGAUUUGAAGGUCUGUGUCCGUCUGUCAGUGCUUCUGAUCUGCACAUGGGGAGUUAUUUGUGGAGGCAUCUGUUGGCAGACUUUGAAUGUAGUUUUUGUCAUAAAUAUUUAUUUUUCUUAUCUUUUUUGUGUGUUUUUGUUCCUGACACAGGUGGAGACAGUAAGCUAUUGGUUUCUUAGCACAUUUGUAAGAUAAGGAGGUCAAUAAAUCAACUUAAAUUCAA